AUGGAAACCAGUUGGGGUAGAAGAUCUUGCCAUCUCCUCUUCCCUCUGCUUCUCCUCAUUCUUCUACCAGAAAUCUUCUCUGCUACUCUAAUCACUACUACUGAUGCCAACCUACGAUGCAACGGUUCUAUUGCAGAGUGCAAUGAAGAGGAAGAGUUGCUGAUGGAGUCGGAGAUAGCUGGAAGGUUUCUCCAAGAAACGCAGAAUCACAUCUCUUAUGGAGCUCUAAAACAAAACCAGCCCGUCUGUGGUGGAGCUGCAAAUGGUGACGCUUAUACUAAAACCCGCAGCUGCCAACCACCUCCUUCAAAUCCCCAAAACAGAGGUUGUCCUAAGUAUUAUCAAUGUCGCUCUGGCUCUUGA
This is a messenger RNA of Telopea speciosissima, 363 nucleotides long. RefSeq names its product protein RALF-like 32. Bases 1 to 363 code for a protein of 120 amino acids. The transcript has a single exon. The record is from RefSeq and is a predicted model, not a curated record. Lineage: Eukaryota; Viridiplantae; Streptophyta; Magnoliopsida; Proteales; Proteaceae.